Molecule: messenger RNA, 1727 nt
Organism: Fukomys damarensis (Damara mole-rat)
Lineage: Eukaryota; Metazoa; Chordata; Mammalia; Rodentia; Bathyergidae
Gene: Myoz1
Product: myozenin 1
Exons: 6
Coding region: 98-991 (297 amino acids)
Cellular component (GO): Z disc; actin cytoskeleton
Molecular function (GO): telethonin binding; FATZ binding; actin binding
Source: RefSeq, a predicted model, not a curated record
UCAGGUUCUCCGGUCACAGCAGCUCAGUCCUCCAAAGCUGCUGGACCCCAGGGAGAACUGACCACCGACUGAGCAGCCGGCUGAAUCUACCUCCACAAUGCCGCUCUCAGGAACCCCGGCCCCCAAUAAGAAGAGGAAAUCCAGCAAGCUGAUCAUGGAACUCACUGGAGGUGGACAGGAGAGCUCGGCCCUGAACCUGGGGAAGAAGAUCAGUGUCCCAAGGGAUGUGAUGUUGGAAGAGCUGUCACUGCUCACCAACCGGGGCUCCAAGAUGUUCAAAUUGCGGCAGAUGCGGGUGGAGAAGUUUAUCUAUGAGAACCACCCUGAUGUUUUUUCUGACAGCUCCAUGGAUCAUUUCCAGAAGUUCCUUCCCACAGUGGGGGGACAGCUGGGCACAGCUGGUCAGGGAUUCUCCUACAGCAAAGGCAGUGGCGGAGGCCAGGCAGGGGGCAGUAGCUCUGCGGGACACUAUGGCUCUGACCAACAUCAUCAUCAGGGCUCUGGGUCUGGAGCUGGGGUUGCAGGUGGUCCUGGGGGCCAGGCUGGCAGAGGAGGAGCUGCUGGCACGGCAGGAGCUGGUGAGACAGGAUCAGGAAACCAGGCAGAUGGAGAAGGAAAACAUGUUACUGUGUUCAAGACCUAUAUUUCUCCAUGGGAGCGAGCCAUGGGAGUUGACUCCCAACAAAAAAUGGAACUUGGCAUUGACCUGCUGGCCUAUGGGGCCAAAGUGGAACUCCCCAAAUAUAAGUCCUUUAACAGGACGGCAAUGCCCUAUGGUGGAUAUGAGAAGGCCUCCAAACGCAUGACAUUUCAGAUGCCCAAGAUUGACCUGGGACCCCUGCUGAGUGAACCCCUGGUCCUCUACAACCAGAAACUCUCCAACAGGCCUUCUUUCAACCGAACCCCUAUUCCAUGGCUGAGCUCUGGGGAGCCAGUAGACUACAGUGUGGAUAUUGGCAUCCCCUUGGAUGGAGAAACAGAGGAACUCUGAAACGUUUCCUCUUCUAAUUUGCAUCAGGUUUCUCCCUCUGGUUCUAAUUUGGAAAAGGAGUGCUAAGUCGGAUGCCCCCACUGUUAAUCCAGUAUCUGUGGGAAUAGAGAGAAAAAGGUGGGAACGAUCUGCCUUUCUGUCCUCUAUUCUGAGCCUCACUCCAAACAUCCUUCCUUACCAACUCAGAACUUCCCUUCUAAUUGCUCCAUAUGGAAUUUUCUCUGCCACCAGUAAUAGUCAAUAAACUUCAAGGAAAUGAACUCCUUCUUCCUUUGAUAUUUGAGGGCUGAAGAAAGCUAAAGCUAACAAAACUUAAAGACCAGUUAAAGCUGAAUGCUAAACAUUUAUUGUUUAGACUUUGAGACCAGACAUAAUCUCUGGUUUCUUACAUGCCCACACCCACAAAAUCAUAUUCAUACAUACAUACAAAGGCAUACUUAAUUCAACAGUACAUGAGACAAAUAAUCAUGCAUAAACACAUGUGCUGGUCCCUAUGUAGGAGAAGCUAAGGUGAUGCUGUGCAGAGUUGGUAACACUGGUGUUAGCUCUAUGUAGCUAUUAGAAGCUGCAAAACGGGCUGGGGAUUUAGCUCAGUGGUUUCACCACCUUCCUUGCAAGCACAAGGUCCUGAGUUCGACACCUGUCACCAAUUCCCCUGAGAGUCUCAGUGACACAAAAUGAAGAGAGGCAAGAUGUGAGGAGCAGGAUCAGAGGACUGCAGCUUGCUCAGGCAACA